Molecule: messenger RNA, 3697 nt
Organism: Exophiala oligosperma
Lineage: Eukaryota; Fungi; Ascomycota; Eurotiomycetes; Chaetothyriales; Herpotrichiellaceae
Exons: 2
Coding region: 68-3391 (1107 amino acids)
Biological process (GO): base-excision repair, gap-filling; DNA replication proofreading; nucleotide-excision repair, DNA gap filling
Cellular component (GO): delta DNA polymerase complex
Molecular function (GO): nucleotide binding; DNA binding; 3'-5'-DNA exonuclease activity
Source: RefSeq, a predicted model, not a curated record
CCCAUGUUCAUCGUCACGGACACUCUGCUUCUGGCCACAUUUUUUUUUGUACAGAGCGUCAGCAACAAUGCCUGGACGCGUAGUAGAUAACCCCAAGAGGAGGGUGCUGACCGACGCCACCAACACUCAUAGCACUUUGAAGUCACCUCCAUCGGCAAAGAAGAGAAAGCUCAAUGGCAAUGGACCCAGUGUAUCCUUCCACUCGUCUCAGCAUGGUCCGAAUGGCGUCAGAUCCAAGUUUGGCUCUAGCCAACCCAAGAGUCACUUCGAGACAGAAGUCCUCGAGAAGAUGACCCAAGAUAUUACCGGCUUGAAAGAGAACAACGCGGAGAAAGAUCAACAAUGGGACAGACCAAGCCUGGGUGAUUUUGACCCUCAAAGAGACAGUCUACGCUUCCAGCAGAUUGAAGUAGAAGAAGGCACACUACAUGGAGGAAGAGUCACUCUCAAGUUGUUUGGUGUUUCUGAGACCGGACACUCCAUCUUACUCCAUGUUACCGACUUCCUCCAUUACAUCUAUGUAGCAGCCCCCGUUAACUUCCAACGGCAAGAUGUGGAAGGCUACAAGGCGUACCUCGAAACUCAACUGGCACAACACCAGCCUGUCAUCCACUCGGUGCAGAUGGUGCUACGAGAGAAUCUGUAUGGGUUUCAAGGCAACCAGAAAAGCCCAUACCUCAAGAUCACAGUUGCAGACCCAAGGUUUAUCAACCGACUGAGGUCAGCCAUAGAAGAUGGCCAUGCCAAUUAUAAAGGAAUGUGGAAGGGUGUGGACAGCAAGAUUCUGACUUUUGACAAUAUUCAAUAUGUUUUGCGGUUCAUGAUUGACACCGGAAUUACUGGCAUGUGCUGGGUCGAGGUUCCUCCUAAUAAGUAUCAUGUUAUGCCGCAGCAUGAGCGUCAAUCCAAUUGCCAGAUCGAAGCGUAUUGUCACUACCGUGAUAUGGUCUCCCUUGGACAUGACGGAGAAUGGGCAAAGAUGGCACCACUACGGAUCUUGUCCUUCGAUAUCGAAUGUGCUGGUCGAAAAGGCGUCUUCCCCGAGCCCAACCAGGAUCCAGUCAUUCAGAUCGCCAACGUUGUCACAAGGUAUGGAGAAUCGAAGCCAUUCGUACGGAAUGUUUUCGUGUUGGAUACCUGCAGUCUGAUUGUCAAUACGCAAAUAUAUGAGCACGACUCUGAGUCAAAGAUGUUAUUAGCCUGGAGGGAUUUUCUGGAAAAGGUCGACCCCGAUGUGAUAAUCGGUUACAAUAUUGCAAAUUUCGACUUUCCGUACCUCCUUGACAGGGCGAAGCAUCUGAAGUUGCCAAAGUUCCCAUACUGGUCACGACUCAAGAGUGUCAUAUCCCAGGCCAAAGACACCAAUUUCUCGAGCAAACAAAUGGGCAAUCGCGACACGAAAGCCACAAAUACAAACGGAAGAAUCCAGCUCGAUUUAUUGCAGCUGGUGCAAAGAGAUCACCAACUCCGAAGUUACACUCUUAACUCUGUUUGUGCUCAUUUUCUGGGGGAACAGAAGGAAGAUGUGCACCACACUAUGAUUACUGAGCUUUUCAAUGGUACACCUGACUCGAGACGACGACUGGCUGUUUACUGUCUAAAAGAUGCUUACCUGCCACAACGGCUCAUGGACAAAUUGAUGUGUUUGGUCAACUACACGGAAAUGGCCAGAGUCACGGGUGUACCUUUCAACUAUCUUCUUUCUCGUGGUCAACAAGUCAAAUUUAUCAGCCAGCUUUUCCGAAAAGCAUUGGAGCAGCAAUUGGUCAUCCCUAAUCUCAGAAACGAGGCAUCAGAAGAACAAUAUGAAGGUGCUACAGUCAUUGAACCCAGUAGAGGUUACUAUGAUGUUCCUGUUGCAACUCUCGAUUUUGCCUCCUUGUACCCAUCGAUCAUACAAGCGCACAAUCUGUGUUAUACCACCCUGCUGAACAAGAACACCAUCGAGAAACUAAACUUGCAAAAGGACGAGGACUAUAUCCAAACCCCUAAUGGUGACAUGUUCUGCACAGCCAAGGUUCGGAAAGGGCUCCUUACUCAAAUUCUGGAAGAAUUGCUAGGUGCUCGUAAACGAGCGAAAAAAGAGCUUGCCGUCGAAACCGAUCCUUUCAAAAAGGCUGUGCUCAACGGUCGACAGUUGGCGUUGAAAAUUUCCGCCAACUCAGUGUACGGUUUGACUGGUGCUACUGUCGGAAAAUUGCCGUGUCUGGCAAUUGCUUCCAGUACGACGUCCUAUGGUCGACAGAUGAUUGAGAAGACAAAGAAUGAAGUCGAGUCAAAGUACACCAUUGCCAAUGGAUACUCACACGACGCUCAAGUUAUCUACGGUGAUACUGAUUCUGUCAUGGUCAAAUUUGGAGAGAAGGAUCUGGCCAAAACAAUGGCGCUCGGCCAGGAGGCCGCCGAUUAUGUCUCGGGGAAGUUCAUCAAGCCAAUCAAGCUGGAAUUUGAGAAGGUGUACUUCCCAUACCUCUUGAUCAACAAAAAACGUUACGCCGGUCUUUAUUGGACCAAGCCUGAAAAGUUCGACAAGAUGGACACCAAAGGUAUCGAGACAGUUCGCCGAGACAACUGUCGCCUAGUCCAGAUCGUCAUCGAGACCGUUCUCAAGAAGAUUUUGAUGGACCGAGACGUCGAUGGCGCUCAAGACUACGUCAAAGAAACAAUUGCCAACCUGCUCCAAAACAAGGUUGACCUGAGCAUGCUCGUCAUCACCAAGGCGCUCAGCAAAAGUGACUAUACUGCCAAACAGGCACACGUCGAACUCGCCGAACGCAUGAAGAAGCGUGACGCUGGCUCCGCUCCGGCCUUGGGUGAUCGAGUCGCGUACGUCAUCAUCAAAGGCGCAGCUGGUAGCAAGAACUACGAAAAGGCUGAAGAUCCGAUCUUCGUGCUGGAGAACAACGUCCCGAUCGACACAAAAUACUACCUUGAAAACCAACUGGCGAACCCGCUCCACCGCAUCUUCGAGCCCAUCUUGGGCGAGCGCCGUGCGAACUCUCUACUCGCCGGCGACCACACGCGUAGCAUCUCGGUCGCGGCGCCGACGGUGGGUGGACUGAUGAAGUUUGCCAAGAAGACCCAAACGUGCAUGGGUUGCAAGAAGCCCCUCGUCGGCAAGGAAGAGAGCAGGGGCGCCGUGUGUUCCAACUGUCAGCCACGUAUCGGCGAGUUGUACACGAAGCACGUCAAGAAGGUGGGCGAGAUGGAAGUGCGCUUCUCCAGACUCUGGACCCAGUGUCAACGCUGCCAGGGCAGCAUGCAUUCCGAGGUGCUGUGUUCUUCGAGAGAUUGCCCCAUCUUCUACAUGCGCAUGAAGGCACGCAAGGAGGUUGAAGAGGCGGGCAAGGAACUUGCGAGGUUCGAUGAAGAUGUGGGUGCGCUCUGGUAGGGUGGUUCCUUGCUGGGCUGCUGGAACGGUCCCAGGGCAUGGAUAUGAAUUAGAUUCUCCGUACAACACGGAAACGGUCAAAGCGGCGGUUCCUAUGUGGAUGGAAGACACUUUGCCAAUGGGCGUAAAGGGGUUUUUGAGCAUUUGGGGGUUUUUAUGGCACGGAGAUUCGACUUUUUGCUGUGGGAGUUUGCAGUAGUGGCUUUUACGUAGGAAGCACGAAGCACGAAGCAGGUAUAUUUAAGAGGGUCCAAGGACGAUUUGUACCACCAGCGUGAUCACCUAUUAUUCCUGCAAAGGAGCAUG